AUAUUAGGAACCACGAUAACGAUAUGGCUGAUUUGACUUACACCUAACGAACUAGUCUUCUAUAUCUAUUCGUGACACAGUAACAAAUGCCGAGUGGUAAUUUGUUGUACUUUAAAAUUCGUGGAUACAGCAAUCGGUCAAUUCGCAUGUCCUGGAAGCUUCGGUCUUCCAGUACAGAGCCUGGUCAAUGCAGUAGUCACGUUUUUAACGUAGCGUUCAAAAAAAACCACAAAAAAAACUAUAAUCAAAAUUCUCAAUUAAAAUUGUAUUAUAAAUCUUUCGAAAGCGAACCAUAUAAUGAGUUUGGGUUUCAACAAUUCACAAAAAUGCUCGUACAUAGAAAGUAAGCUCUGCACCGAAUUGGACUUGGGUCAAAAGGCAACCAACAGUCUGUCCAUGCGCAAUAUGCGAUACCAAGAUAAGGGCAAACUAUUCAGCUGCUCACUUAAUUCGUUAGCUAAGCGUGACGACAUCGACGAUGAGGCCACGGGUUCGGGCACAGGCCUCGUCGGCCUGCAGAACAUUGCAAAUACGUGUUACAUGAAUUCGGCUCUGCAGGCCCUGAGCAAUCUAUCGCCAGUGACACAUUACUUUAUCAAUUGCAGUGAUCUAGUCGAGCACAUUGCGAGCACACCGCGUUCCAAGCCCGCGGGCCUAGCUAAAAGCUAUCAACGCCUGAUGCAGGAAAUAUGGCUGGAUAUCGAGGAUCCAAAGGAUUAUCUUGCGCCACGUGGAAUUUUGUAUGGCAUUCGAUCGGUGCAUCCCAUGUUCCGUGGCUAUCAGCAGCAUGAUACACAAGAAUUUCUACGCUGUUUUAUGGAUCAGCUACAUGAGGAACUAACCGAGCCUGAGCCAGUACAGCCUCACCAACAGCAGCAACAGUUGACACAAAGCCAGCAGCAGCAGGCGAGCGAAACGGAUGAUGAGAAUUAUGAUGAUGUUCCAAAGACAUGUCACACGCCUACAGCAUCGGAAAGCGAGUACGACACCUGCGAGAGUAGCAUCUCGGAGCGAUCUUCGGAAGUGCUGAUGAAGACCGAGUACUAUAUAUCCCCACAUCGGAAUAGCAGUAGCAACCCAUUAUCUGAUACCUCCGCUACCCAGCAGCAACAACAAAACCCAAAGACAGUUCAAGAAUCAAAGCCCGUUGAGACAGCUCAUUCAAUUAUCAGCGAUGUUUUCGACGGCAAACUGCUUUCUUCUGUGCAGUGCCUAACAUGCGAUCGCAUCUCGACACGCGAGGAAACAUUCCAGGACCUAUCGCUGCCCAUACCAACCCGUGACUUUUUGAAUGUGCUCCAUCAGACGCACAGUCUGAGUGUACAGAGCCUUAAUGCAGCCGACUUGGCAUCGGCGCGCAGUAAUGAGGGCUGGUUUGCUUGGAUGUGGAACAUGGUGCGGUCAUGGAUAUUUGGUCCGUCGGUUACACUCUACGAUUGCAUGGCCAGUUUCUUCAGUGCAGAUGAGCUCAAAGGCGACAAUAUGUACAGCUGCGAACGCUGCAACAAGCUACGCACUGGCAUUAAGUAUUCGCGCGUACUCAAUCUGCCGGAGGUUCUGUGCAUUCAUCUAAAGCGUUUCAGGCACGAUCUGUCGUACAGCUCGAAGAUCUCUUCGCAAGUCUACUUUCCGCUGGAGGGCUUUGACAUGCGACCAUAUAUGCACAAGGAUUGCACUUCGCUGGUGCCCACCUACAAUCUGUGCUCUGUUAUUUGCCAUCACGGCACCGUUGGAGGUGGCCAUUAUACGUGUUAUGCGCGCAAUGCAUUAAAUGGUCGCUGGUACGAGUUUGAUGACCAGCUCGUCAUGGAGGUGACUCCCGAUGUGGUUCAGAACUGUCAGGCCUAUGUGCUAUUCUACCAAAAACACAAUCCCCAAAUGAAGCUGGUGCGCGAAGAGGCGAUCAACUUGUCUACAUCGAACCCUUUGUAUGAGGGCGAUAUUCAGUUCUAUGUGACACGCGAGUGGCUGUCGCGAUUGGCCACGUUCUCAGAGCCGGGUCCGAUCAACAAUCAGGAUAUGCUGUGCCCACACGGCGGCAUUCUACAUUCCAAAGCGGCGCUAAUCAGUCAGAUUGCGGUGCCCAUUCCGCAGCCCCUGUGGGAUUUUCUCUAUAAUCGUUUCGGUGGCGGUCCGGCCGUUAACAUUAUAUUCGAGUGCGAGAUAUGUAAGCGAGCGGCCGAUGUCCUUUAUCGUCGUCAACAAUACGAACUGGCCGUCUUUACCAAAUACAAUGUGCAGCAGAGUGAACUGGAUGCCACGGCCAUCUAUGCGAUUGCCAUGCCAUGGCUACGUGCGUGGCAGCAAUUUCUGCGCGGCAUAACAAACAAAGAACCGGGACCCAUUAAUAAUGAUGGCAUUGCCGACACCAGUUUUCAGAAUGGCUCCAACAUCAGUUGUGUGCGUGCCGGAUCAGAUUAUGCGCAGUUGAAUGCACCGCUGUGGCGAUUUCUGCACGGCAUUUAUGGCGGUGGCCCGGAGAUAUUGCUGAGAAGCGCCCUAUCCGAGGCUGAUGAGAUCGAGAUAAUCGAUCAGGAUGAUGACGAGGAUGACGAGGACAUUGCCGCUGAUAUUUAUCAAUAUAAUCACUCUGAUACCGAAAGCAAUUUGGGCAGGGCCCACAGUCUAACGCCCUCAUCGUCGCCAGAGCCCGAACUGCGACCCGUCGAUGAGCAGAUGCCGCCCGCGAAAGCCGAAACAGUCAAUCCAGAACCGAUGCCCAACGGGUUAAUAAACAAUGGCGUCCAUAACAUUAGCUCAAGGCGCAGUCGUGCGAGUGCCAAGACCAUCAAAGUUUCAGCACUGCGCAUGAAUAUGCGUAAACGUGGACGAAAUCUAAAUGCCCUUAAACAGCACACCGAUAUGUUUGGUGCCAAAGGUCGUUACAAUACACAUUCGAAUGCUGGAGCUGAGACUAAGAAUGAGGCUGACAACGUCAAUGAGAAUCGGGACAAGGAUCUAAGGCUGACAGUGAUAGGAAAUGCAUUUCAAAGUGAAUACACGAUACCAUUCCAGAGCGAUAAUUUCCAGGUCAAUGGGUCGCGAGAUAAGAAACGCGAGCGUAACAAGUUGCGCAACAGCAACAACAACAAUAACAACAAGGAAAACGUUAAGCUGCAGAAAUUCGUGAUGCUUCACGAUACGAAUGGAGGAGCCAAUGAGGAGACUGAUAUAUGAUCGACAGCCAGUGCAAAUGGAAGCAAUAAAGCAUUUUCUGUGAGAGUCAAUCGCUGCCGACGUUUAGGCCAAAAGCAAAGUUUAGGCAUACAAAGUAGUUAAAUACCUCACUGUUACAAAUGGGGUGGAGGCUA
Drosophila hydei is the source of this 3311-nucleotide messenger RNA. It is a transcript of the gene Usp20-33, whose product is annotated as ubiquitin carboxyl-terminal hydrolase 20. Gene Ontology annotation, biological process: protein deubiquitination. Gene Ontology annotation, molecular function: cysteine-type deubiquitinase activity. The record is from RefSeq and is a predicted model, not a curated record. NCBI's taxonomy places the organism in Eukaryota, Metazoa, Arthropoda, Insecta, Diptera, Drosophilidae. The transcript is spliced from 6 exons. Bases 298 to 3177 code for a protein of 959 amino acids.